AAACGCCUAAAGGGUGGGGCCUUCACGCAAAGGGCGUGGAAAGGAAAACCUGCACGGUGAGAGGGACUGCAAGUUUGAUACUGAGCGCACGGACAGGCGCAGCGUGUCACUCACCCACGCUGAAGAAGUUGGUUAUGGAGCUCGUUAGCACAUUUGCGUACACUGACAGCGCAACUGACUAAACGGACACGCGACUUGCUCAGCGACAGCCCUUUCUGUGGUCAACACAAGCAGGCAGGUGAGUGUAUGGCGUUGGCCGUCAGCGAUGUUGUCGGCGGAGUGGGGUCUGCGCGCUCAUGGGAUGCAGUGUGUGCAGGACUAAGCUGAACUUCGGCAGAGCGCUGCCGGUCACCAUGCUCUUCCUCUUCGCCUACCUUUCCUACUGCCUGACGGGGUGGUGCGAGUCGGCGCCGAGAAUCACCAGCCAGGCGGCUCUUCUGAGGGGGAAUGUGCUGUUGGAGGUCCUGUCCACUCAGCAGCAGGGUCCACGGAACGAGUCGCUCCGCGCGCUCUCGCAGCUCCUGGACUUUGGAAACGGCGUUGCGCACGAGGCGGUGAGCACAAACGGCAUGCCCGUGUCGAACACUUAUGGAAGUAAGAAGUUCCCUCAGGCCAUCAUCAUCGGCGUGAAGAAAGGAGGCACGAGGGCGCUGCUGGAGUUCCUGCGCGUUCACCCGGACGUGCGCGCUCUCGGCGCCGAGCCGCACUUCUUCGACCGCUUCUAUGAAAAAGGACUCGAGUGGUACAGGAACCUGAUGCCAAGGACUCUGGAUGGCCAGAUCACCAUGGAGAAGACACCCAGCUACUUCGUCACCAAAGAGACCCCCUCCAGACUGUGUGCCAUGAACUGCAGCACAAAGCUGAUCGUGGUGGUGCGGGACCCAGUGACCAGGGCCGUGUCCGACUACACGCAGACACUGACCAAAACCCCUGGGCUGCCCUCUUUCCAGAGCCUGGCCUUCAAGAACUCCAGCUCCGGGGCUGUGGAUGCCUCAUGGAGUGCUGUGCGUAUCGGCCUGUAUGCCCAGCACCUGGAGAACUGGCUGAGACACUUUCCUCUGUCUAGCUUCCUGUUUGUGAGUGGUGAGAGGCUGGUCAGUGAUCCAGCUGGCGAAGUAGGCCGCGUUCAGGACUUUUUGGGCCUUAAGCGCAUUGUUGGCGACAAGCAUUUCUACUUCAACCGGACCAAGGGCUUCCCGUGCCUGAAGAAGCCUGAAGGCAGCAGCAGGCCCCGCUGCCUGGGCAAGUCCAAAGGCAGGACACACCCACCCAUCUCUUCUGAGGUGCUCCAUAAACUCAGGGACUUCUACAGGCCCUUCAACCUCAGGUUCUACCAGAUGAGUGGGCAAGACUUUGGCUGGGACUGAGCUUACACCAAAAAGAGUUCUUUGGAAGAUUUUAUGGUAGAACCAAGUGAGUGGCUUCAAGUGAUCUAUCCAUGCUCUGCCCACAGUUUAGUUCUUUCACAGCAAUUGUCUUGUGGUUGGACAAGGUUGAUAGAAUACUGGCAAAAAUCCCAUUUGACUAACAAAUUGGCUUUGGAGUAGUAGUUAUGUAGUUCCACUACAUAACGUCGAGUUUAAAGUGCUACCGAGCUGGACGAUGUUGUUGUAGCUGAUUAAAACUAGUCAUAUUCGAAAAGACAACCAGUUAGCUACUAUGCUAAUCAUAGCUCAAGUACACAUGAUGCUGAAACUACUGCGGGGUGAAGAACGGUGGGGCAGUCAUACUAGGACCCAUGGUGCAGUAAUCUUUAUGGCACCUCAUACUCAUAUAGAUACUGACACACGACUCACAAAGAAUGUUUCUUAACAACAUACCUCACCAGUCAGCUUCCAUGAACACUACACAGAUAUCUCCCUCUUACUCUUAAUACAUCUCAUCCAUGAUCAUUUUUAAAAGGAUCCUGUGCAACACACAGGCUGAUAUAGCCAUGAUUUAUAAUUGUAAUAUCUUAAAUAGUACAAUGCAGACAUUCAGUAUACUAGUGGAUGGAAUGGCAUGUCUUGUGAGCAUCUCAAGAUUUGCAACAAAAUAAGUGGGUGCAGGACAGAAAGAUCAAUCAAGUUGUUACAGAAUCAUCCACUGAAAGAUUAUUUAGAGAGCCAGAAGCGGUUCUUCCAUCAUUCCAGCAAACCCUUUUUGGAACCUUUAUGCAUGAGAUAUUUCUUUACAUUAAACACCAAAGGCAUUAUCAGAGGAGGCGGUUCACUCAUUGAAAUCUGAAUAGGACAGCUUGUGACACUAAACAUGUUUUACAAGACGUCCCACCCUAUAAUAAAAAGAGUCAUUCAUCUUGUUGGGAAAAGUUUAACCAGGAAUAGCAUCUCGCCAACUCACACUUGGUUUCCACCAUUUUUUCAAUGGUUUUGUGCUGUGUGUGAUGGAUUAUGGAUGAUAGAGGUCUGAAAGGAUACCUUCAGAAAUAAAGGGUGCAUUUGAGGAGUCCUUCAAAAUGGGACAGCCUUUUUUGAUGUAACGGGUGUGAAGCGCAGCCCACUUUAACAUGCACACAAGUGUGGAUUUAGGCUAGUACUGUUGUAGAGUUUCUGAAGUCCUUACACCAGAGACAGUAUCAAAGGACCUUUUGUGGAGCCAAAACAACCCAAAGCAGCAUUGUGUUGAGCCAAAGACCACAAAAUAAUUUUGUCAGAUUUCAAACAAUGUUGCUGUAUAAAUGUAUUUCCCUAUCCAUGUUGAUAGGAGCCUGGUCUACGACUGGAAAUAAUUACCCGGGGACUUUGCUAAGUUGGCCGUCGAGUGCACAAACUUGCCUAAGGACUUUAUUACACGGUCUUUAAAAUGGAGCAAGUUGGAGUUGAAUGAAUAUAACCAAAGGAACAAGUUAUCCCAGGUAUAAUAUACUGUAUAUAGAAAUGUGAACAUGUGUUCAUGAAACUUGUGUCUCACAGUUGUCGAUGAGUCAGAAUAUUAUGUAAUGCACAACAUACUGUAUAUGACAGUAAGGACUUAAAAACAUCAUUUGAUACACAUUUUGACUUCUGGCGCUGAACAGGUACCAUCAUACUGUAUAUUUAAAGUGUAUGUAAAUAUGUUUAUCCCUUGCUAUGAUAAGCUAGUAUUGCAUGAGCGUUGUUCAAUCCAGUACAGUUUCAUGAUUUUAUGAUGGCAAAUAACCACUAUUACGGCAUUAAAAAGUUUUUUGUAGGGUUACAGGAGGUACAAUGAAAAACCGGUGUAAACUUCCAGCCACUCACAAGCUACACCUUUUAGUGUUUGACAGCAUUCCGUCUGUGUGUAAUCAUGGAUGACGCAAUCUGAGUUAGAUUUGGCCUCACAACAGUAGAAGUGUCUGGAGAAUUUGAACAGUACAAUGAAUUGCGUGUGAAAGGAACUUGAGACUUAUAGCAAGUGUGAUUCUGUCUGUUUAUCACGCACUAAAGCAUUUUCAGUGUUUUCUACUGGUGAAAUGCUUGAAGCUGAAUAUGAGAUUAAAAACUCCUUUGAAUACAA
Molecule: messenger RNA, 3474 nt
Organism: Pygocentrus nattereri (red-bellied piranha)
Lineage: Eukaryota; Metazoa; Chordata; Actinopteri; Characiformes; Serrasalmidae
Product: heparan sulfate glucosamine 3-O-sulfotransferase 6
Exons: 2
Coding region: 297-1367 (356 amino acids)
Molecular function (GO): [heparan sulfate]-glucosamine 3-sulfotransferase activity
Source: RefSeq, a predicted model, not a curated record